Molecule: messenger RNA, 3431 nt
Organism: Puccinia graminis f. sp. tritici CRL 75-36-700-3
Lineage: Eukaryota; Fungi; Basidiomycota; Pucciniomycetes; Pucciniales; Pucciniaceae
Product: kexin
Exons: 4
Coding region: 61-3099 (1012 amino acids)
Biological process (GO): protein processing
Cellular component (GO): trans-Golgi network; Golgi membrane
Molecular function (GO): serine-type endopeptidase activity
Source: RefSeq, a predicted model, not a curated record
ACAGCAGAAAGAGCACUUAGUAGGAAACCACCAAGCCGAGCAACCCAUCCGAAGAACCCCAUGUUCAUCAUCUCAAUCACUCCCACCAAGCCAAGAAGGAAAACUCGAUGGUCUAUCCUCACCCUCCUCGUCAUCUGUCUACCCCAGACACUGAUUAUCGCACUCAAGCAACAACCACAGCCACGAUCGUACGACUCUCAUGCCUACUACGUCAUCGAAACCACACCCACCAGCUCAGGACCAUCAUCAGAUCCAAUCUCAGGCCAAUCGAUCGCACAAGACCUGGCAGACAGACUGGAUACCGAGUUCGUCGAGCGAGUCGGCGAACUAGAGAACUUUUGGCUGAUCAAAGCACCCAAGACUAGGGUCGAACGAGGCUAUCAACUAUUCAUCGACCCCUCCUCAUCUCAUCAUCAGCUUCAUCCUCGGAGUCUUCCAGAAAAAGAAAACCCUCAACCAAAACAACCACGUGACUCAGUCCUCGAACACUUCCAACUCAUCAGACGCUCGGCACAUGACCCACUCCUCGAAUCUCAGAUCAACCACUUCGAUCACAAAUCACGUCAGAAACGAUCCCUACCCAAAUCAACACUCUCAGCACGCCAUCUCGCAUACUCGAUCAGAUCCCUCGAGCGCCAAGUUUUACGCCAACGUCACAAACGGGACCUGAUCUAUGUACCCACCCCAAAUGGACCGGCACCACUCUCUCCCCGUCAGACCGUCUCAAGACCUACCAAGGGAGGGAAGAUCCUCAGCCCCUCCCAGCAAGUCGCCCGGCAAUUCAAUAUCUAUGACCCUCUCUGGCCGAAACAGUGGCAUCUCGUCAAUGAUGUCAUCCACAAACAUAUGAUCAAUGCAACCGGUGUUUGGGAGAUGGGAAUCACCGGUAAGAACGUCACCGUGGCGAUCGUCGAUGACGGCAUAGAUAUGUCAUCCGAUGAUCUCAAAUCUAACUUUUUCGAGGCAGGUUCAUGGGAUUAUAAUGAUCAUACACCACUACCCGAACCACGUUUACCCGAUGAUCUACAUGGGACGAGAUGCGCCGGUGAAAUCGCAGCCGUACGGAAUGAUGUCUGUGGGGUUGGGGUAGCCUUUGAUGGGAAAGUGGCUGGGAUCAGGAUCCUGUCGGCGUCGAUCAGUGAUGCCGAUGAAGCAUCGGCACUGAACUACGGUUAUCAAGAGAACCACAUCUAUAGCUGCAGUUGGGGUCCACCAGAUGAUGGGAAGAGCAUGGAGGCACCCUCUCGAUUGAUCUUCAAGGCUAUGCUCAAUGGAAUCCAAAAGGGUAGAGGCGGCAAAGGUAGCGUGUUCGUCUUUGCUAGCGGAAACGGCGGGGCUGUCGAUGAUCAGUGCAAUUUCGACGGUUACACGAACAGCAUCUAUUCGGUCACGAUUAGCGCGAUCGAUCGACAGGGACUCCAUCCAUACUACUCUGAAGUUUGUUCUGCUAAUAUGGUGGUCACCUAUUCUUCUGGUAGCGGUGAUAACAUCCAUACGACUGAUGUAGGUAAGAACAAAUGCACCGAUCGACAUGGAGGGACCUCGGCAGCAGCCCCAUUAGGCGCUGGUAUCUUUGCACUUGUCUUACAAGCCCGACCUGAUCUGACAUGGCGGGAUGUACAGUACUUGGCAGUCACGACGGCGAUUCCAUUCAGCUUGGAAGACCCGGACUGGCAAAAGACGGCCAGUGGACGACUGUACAACCAUAAGUUUGGAUUUGGGAAUAUGGAUGCCUAUCAGAUCGUCCAAGCAGCCAAGACGUGGAAGUUAGUCAAGCCACAGGCAUGGUGGACGAGUGCCAACGUCAAUGCUCACAGUCAGCCGGUCACUGCCCAAGGAGCUAAUGCGACCAUCGUCGUCAGCCAGGCCGAUCUUGACGGGGCCAACUUUGAAUCUUUGGAACACAUCACCGUUGCAGUGAACAUCAAACAUACUCGAAGGGGGAACGUUCGGGUGUUACUGAUCAGUCCGCAUGGAUCGGUGUCGAUCCUGGCGGCCCAUCGACGGUACGACGAUGCCUCAACAGGCUUCCCAGGAUGGGUAUUCAUGACUGUCAAACAUUGGGGCGAGAAUCCGGUGGGGGCAUGGACGUUGAGUGUACAGGAUCCGAUCGGGGCGCCGGACACGAAUGGGACGUUUGAGGACUGGGCGAUGGGUAUGUGGGGCGAGUGCAAGGACCCAACGAUCCAGAAGCUGUUCAAGAUGCCCGACGAUGCCGAGAUCCUGCUGCCACCAAGUCCGGUCUCCGGCGUUGCCCUGGAGACGGUUAUGCCGGGAUUGAGUUCGAGUGUGUUUGGCGCGGCGGCGACGCCACCGCCAGUGCCCCUGAAGAACCCGCCCCCGCUGGUCUCGGACACAAGCAUGGGGUUCUCGAAAACAAAGUCAUUCGUCAAGCCGACGGCUCAUCUGCCAGCCGAUCAUGCUGGCAACACGGGUGCCCCAGGAGACGUGGUAACAGGGAUGGGGAGCAUGUCGGGCUACCUGAAGGGGAAGUCUUCCUGGGUCUUUGUCGCCUUCGGGAUCGCGAUUGUCCUCGGCGGCUGUCUGUGCGGCUGGUUCUUCCUCCUUCGCAUGCGGCGCCGGCAUGAUCGGGCGCGCUUCCAGAACGAGGUUGACCAGGGUGAUCAGGGUGUCGGGCUUCUCUCCGGUGCCCGGCGUCCCGGCGGCCUCUUCCAGCAGGUCCUCGGCAAAGCCUCGACCAGACGUGGCAACGGAUACGGCUUUGAACCGGUUGCUGGCGAGGAGGACCUUCCGAUGCGCUCGUUGGGCCGAGGGCCACUGGAUAAACAUCCAAAACCUGGUCUGUCCAAGCCUAAAUCGACAACUAAAGACCUUUAUGACGCUUUCGGGAAUGUCUCUGGUUCCGAGGACGAGAGCGAUAACGAGAACGUCGAUGGAAAACAACAGAGGGAAGACCUUAAGAAGACUCGCGCAGCUCCUUAUAACGAUAUCGAUGUCGACGACGAAUAUAUGGACUCAUUCUUGGAGGACCCUGAUGUUAACUCUCCUCUCGCUUCUCGAACCUCACCUACUGAUGAUAAUAAUGAUCAAAUAAACAAUCAUGACGACGAGGAUGAUCUACAGGAUCUAGAAGAUUGAUUGCUUGAAAUCAUUCUUUGUCAUCUUUUUACUUGUCAACUAAUCUUCCUGUUUACGACCUAAUGAAUAUUUCUGGAAAAGGUUGGUCUGUUUAUCUUUUUGAUUCAUCAUUACUCCCACUCCUCUUUACUCCUUUCUUUUUUCUUCUUAUAAUUAAAAAAGUGAUGAGUUGAAUUAAUUCGCUCCAUUAGAGCUCAAACAAGCAAAAAUCUUCAAAAAUCUUGUUGUCCUAGACUUCCUUUGUUUGCUUCAUCCGGAUGUUUUUUCCGAUUUAUAGAAGAGGGUAUUUAUAUAUAAUAACUGUAUUUAGACCUAGAACAAAACCCCCCCUC